Centrocercus urophasianus (Greater sage-grouse) is the source of this 2041-nucleotide messenger RNA. RefSeq names its product four and a half LIM domains 2 (gene FHL2). Gene Ontology annotation, cellular component: nucleus; Z disc. Gene Ontology annotation, biological process: negative regulation of transcription by RNA polymerase II; negative regulation of calcineurin-NFAT signaling cascade. The transcript has 7 exons. Lineage: Eukaryota; Metazoa; Chordata; Aves; Galliformes; Phasianidae. Gene Ontology annotation, molecular function: transcription coregulator activity; transcription factor binding. The record is from RefSeq and is a predicted model, not a curated record. The coding region runs from base 470 to 1309 and encodes 279 amino acids.
AGAAUGAAUGUCUCCGAUGCUUUUGUCUCCUUAUAUGGUAAAAUGAUACCGAGGGGUUUCACUGGGCUGGGGAAGGCAGCAGGCUGUUUCCACACCACGCUGCCUGCAGAGCUGAAAUGAGAAGAGCUGCUCUCAGCAGGCAGGAGAGAGCCUCGGCUGGCUGCACCUCAGCAAGCAGGCCAGUGUGUUCGUGGUACAGCUGUUAAUGGAUGUGACCCUCUGCCCCAGGUCCAGGAGGUGACACUAGCUGCCCGCCACUGCUCUGCCUCUGGAACAGUGCUUCUAUCUCCAUCCGGAGUCUUCUCAGAGUGGAGCUCACCUCAAAUCUGUGGGGGAAAUUAAGUCUGCAUCUCCCUGCUCCAGGAGAGGCCCAAUCCACAGUGACAACCUUGGAGCACCUUUAACAAAAUCGUAAUCCUUUCAGGAUAGGGAAGAAAGUACCCAGGACAGCUGGACUCCAGGCAUCAGCAUGACUGAGCGUUUUGACUGCCACUACUGCAAAGAGUCCCUGUUUGGUAAGAAGUACAUCCUGAGGGAGGACAGCCCCUACUGCGUGAAAUGCUAUGAAAACCUCUACUCCAACACCUGUGAGGAAUGCAAGAAACCUAUUGGAGCUGACUGCAAGGAUCUGUCUUACAAGGACCGCCACUGGCAUGAAACCUGCUUCCACUGCUUCCAGUGCAAGAAUUCAUUGGUGGACAAGCCUUUCGCUGCAAAAGAGGAACACCUACUUUGUACUGAUUGCUACUCCAAUGAAUACUCUUCCAAAUGUAAUGAGUGCAAGAAGACUAUCAUGCCAGGUACUCGGAAGAUGGAAUACAAAGGCAACAGCUGGCACGAGACGUGCUUUAUCUGCUACCGCUGCCAGCAACCAAUUGGGACAAAGAGUUUCAUUCCUAAAGACAAUCAGAACUUUUGUGUUCCCUGCUAUGAAAAGCAGUUUGCCAUGCAGUGCGUCCAGUGCAAGAAGGCUAUCACUACAGGAGGUGUGACUUACCGGGAGCAGCCUUGGCAUAAGGAGUGCUUUGUCUGCACUGGAUGCAAGAAGCAGUUGUCCGGACAACGCUUUACCUCCCGGGAUGAGUUUGCGUAUUGCCUGAGUUGCUUCUGCAAUCUCUAUGCCAAAAAGUGUGCUGGAUGCACAAACCCAAUCAGUGGUCUGGGAGGAACCAAGUACAUCUCAUUUGAAGAGCGGCAGUGGCACAAUGAUUGCUUUAAUUGCAAGAAGUGUUCUCUCUCAUUAGUAGGUCGUGGCUUCCUUACAGAAAGGGAUGACAUCCUCUGCCCUGAAUGUGGGAAGGAUAUCUAAAGCUCAAAACAAGAAACAGGGAAGAGAGGAAGAAUGCUGUGCUUGCAAUUCAUAGUCCGAAACACACAAAACUAGCUUUGCCCUUUUGUGUUUUGCUGUACUAUUAACAUCACUUAACCUUCUUAUGAAUUUCAAACUCUACAAGUAUAGAAGGAAAACAACUUUGGAAACUCUAGUAGCAGGAUGGUGUUUAAGAUUUCUAUAGCUAACCAAAACUAACGCAAAAGCUGAGCUGUAAAGCCAUUUGGGUGUCACUGACAUAAUACACUUUUUUUUCCUCCACUAAAUAUUCCAGAUUAAGCAUUUGAUUUAAGUUAUGAGCAAGUGAUACAGUUCAAGGAUUACAGUGGCCACAGGCAAUAAAUUCACAGAUGGAUAUUCAGGGUGAAGCCCCUAGCCUAUUGAAAUCAGUGGCAAACAGCAUUCAACUUCAAUAAGGCUGUGGUCUCACCUCAGUGUUCUUGAGCUAUGUGACUAGUGUGUGCUGUCAAGUAUGUAGAAAGACUACAGACAUAGAGGGUGUUUUUUUAAAGUACAAGGCUUUGUGCAAUGUUAAAGAGAAUGAUAAAACAGUUGAAGUGGGAGUGCUUCAUAACAGAUAUGUAUUUUAUUGCAUGACUAGCUGAUCAUUGUGUGAAGUACAGUUCUGAUCGACAGUGUCAGUAUUACAUUUAGUCAACAUUACACUGCACAUUGUAUUUUUAAAAAUAAAAGUCAAAAGUUAAAACAAAA